This is a messenger RNA of Drosophila eugracilis, 1543 nucleotides long. It is a transcript of the gene BHD, whose product is annotated as folliculin. Gene Ontology annotation, molecular function: GTPase activator activity. The record is from RefSeq and is a predicted model, not a curated record. Gene Ontology annotation, cellular component: cytosol. The coding region runs from base 68 to 1456 and encodes 462 amino acids. The transcript has 3 exons. Gene Ontology annotation, biological process: positive regulation of GTPase activity; positive regulation of TORC1 signaling; negative regulation of transcription by RNA polymerase II. Lineage: Eukaryota; Metazoa; Arthropoda; Insecta; Diptera; Drosophilidae.
UCUAGUAUUAUUAACUAAUAAAGUAAACAAUAACAUAACGAAUAAAUCGUCAAAUUAAUUUACUGCGAUGAACGCCGUGAUAGCGCUGUGCCACUUUUGCGAAGCGCACGGUCCCUGCGCCAUUUUCUGCACCCAGACGCUAAGAGACACGAAGCUGGAGGACCUGUCCCUGGAGCAACAACAGCAGACCACGAAAUCCUGCUCUGCCUGCAACUACUCGAUGGGCAAGAAUAACAAUGCCAUUUAUAGCCGCGACACGGAGAGUGGAGCAACUUUCGUAAGCACGAAGGUGGCGGUGCUGCCGGAAGUUGCCAAUCUGGUCAAGCAGGCAGCAGUCUUGAGUCUGAGCAAUGGUACGGAUGCCAGCAAGGAUGGCGAGUUCGUUUUCUUCGGGGAUUCGGCCAGGGGGCAUAUUUUGAGCCACACAUUUCGAGUAAGCGACCUGCAGGCCCGUGGCUACUCUCAACUCUUCUCUAUCAUUGUCCUGAUGAAAGAUAAGUACUUCCUGCUGAACAUCAAGCCCUUUCUGGCUGAGCAUUUGAAGAAGGUUUCAACGGAGCUGCAGGCGGCUGCAAAAAAGACCAAAGAGACGGAGGAGUUGACCUGCUCGGAAAGGCAGAGGCGCCUAUCCGGUGCCCAGUUUCUAAUGCACACGUCCCGUUCUUUGCUGGAACUCACAGGCGAAGAGCACAUCUUUGCCCAGCUGCACUCGCAUUUUUCUUGGCUUCUGCUGGCCGGAUCCCGCUUCCUAACCGAGCACGUUACUUUCGGCAACCUUCCUUGGUUACCACCACAAAGUAGUGGCCGUCCUCCCGCACAAACACUCACAUACAACAGUUCCACGCUUCCCAUGAUCGAAAGCAUUGAUGACCCAGAUCUGGAGGAGUUCUUUUCGCUGCGCCAUCUGAAGAGUGUUGUGCGAAAAGAUGAGUUUGCUACGGUGUGUUUUUGCGCAUUGACUGGAGUCAAAAUUGUAGUCCGAGGGGAUCCAAUGAAGACCUUCCGUUUCAUGGUCUGCCUUAAGAAACUCCUGCCCGAGCCCAUGCACAAUCUAAUGCGUAUCGAUGCCCAGCAUCAGCAUUCUAUCAGCUCCGAGUACAAGAUCAUUUCGGUCUCCAAUGAUAUAGCCGUGCCCAUGGCAAGUAGCUCCGUAUAUCGGAUCGACUUUCUGGACAAACACGUCAACGGACACGAAAUGUCAGUCAAAUGGCCAGGAGAGCUGCCACGAAAAUUGCCAGAUCUCAUGGUAAAACUUCUAAAGGCGGUUGAGGAAAAGAACUUUACAGAGUUGGUACUGAACAAGCAGACCAAGGUGCUAAUCGAAGAAUGGAAAAACAAAGUGACCUGCCUUAACCAUGCCAAAUCCACUAGCGUCCAGGGAAAGCUGAAGAAGGUCCUCGGUGUGCAGCCACAGGAUCAACCGUUGAUAAACUACUGGAGCGCGCACCUUCACUAAGAUUACAGAUUAAGGACAUUCGUUUUCACCUUUUGGAAUAAAACUUUUUUAUUGCCGCGCUGCUUAAGCGACGACGAAAAAAAUCAA